GAGUACUAACUACCCUCCAACUCCACACAAUUUAUAACAAACAAAGCAGAGUGAAGGAGCUAACGAUUAACAGUGAAGAGUUAGAGAGAUGGAGAACAAAUUAUACUUCAUAGUGGUCAUUGUGUGUCUAUUGCAACUGUCCACCUCUGUCAUCUUACAGGAUACCCAAGCAGCUGAGGCGACCACAGUGGAGUGUCAGGAGUCAGAGUACCGAGUAAUGGAGGGUCAGAGUGUGCAAGUGUGCCUCCAGUUCACAGGACCACUCUCCAUUGAUGAAGAUGAAGAGAACCUUUUUGUGGUAGCUAAUGUCUUCACUCAACCUAUCACUGCCGAUGUAUCUGACUUUGGGGCUACCAAUUUGAGCUCCAUUAUGACUUUCAGUAUGACCUUUUCCCCUAAUACUCGAGGGUUGUUUUCGUUGCCUUGUGUUGAGGUGGUGAGCCGUAUGGGCGAUGUUCGUGAGGGUGUGAGGGUUGUGAUAGCACAGCAAAAACCUCACGAAUCACUCCGCAACUGUACAGUGUAUAUUAGGGACAAGGGAGAGACCACCACGUCAGGUUCUACUGAAGUGUCAUCCACUGGGGGAAUCCCCCAAUCACAGGGCACAGUCGGUGCUAUUGCUGGAGGUGUGGUGGGUACUCUCAUUGGAUUGGUCGGAAUCACUGUCGCCAUAGUAACUCUCGUAGUGAUGUUCUGUUGCUGUCACCUAAAGGACAAGAAUUUAGACUCUGACAAGUGUAGGCCUAAACCAGUGGUAUACAACAGGAGGAGUGAUUCCAGUGGUUCAGAGGUCGGUGUGGUCACACCCACUAGAAGGGGAGAGCUUGUCGCUGUACCAAUGGACAACCCAGUCUACAAUGAAGAAAUGCAAGGAUAUGUGGCAGAAGACCCUCCCCCCUCCAGUCCAAUCUAUAGCAAUGUAUCUCACGAGACACUCCCGGAGGACUAUGAGAUACCCCUCCCAUUGACCAAUCAGAAUUCAGUCGACCAGACUGCCCUCCCCUAUGAGGUCCCACUGACAUCACGUAGCAACUCUAAUGACUCAGCAGGAGCCUCGGGAGUUGAUCACAUGUACCACACACUCGAGACACCACGGAAGAUAUGAACUGUCUGAACAAUUAUUUAGGUACAAAUUUAUUAUCCCCAAUUUUUUAUGCCCCUCCAAUCAAAAGUCCUAUAUAAUGCCGAUCUGGAAUCUGCUCCUGACAAUGUUAGUCUCGCACAGCCAUCCCCGGAUGUUUUCUAUUUGAACGCUAGGUCGAUAACAAUUUUUAAUCGGGGCUGGUGCGAGACUAUGACAAUGUGACUACAUGUAUAGUGCUAGU
Halichondria panicea is the source of this 1325-nucleotide messenger RNA. RefSeq lists its product as uncharacterized. NCBI's taxonomy places the organism in Eukaryota, Metazoa, Porifera, Demospongiae, Suberitida, Halichondriidae. The coding region runs from base 89 to 1105 and encodes 338 amino acids. The record is from RefSeq and is a predicted model, not a curated record. The transcript has 7 exons.